CUUAGCUAUCAGUUAAGCACAAGGCGCAAUGCUCAAGUACACGAUAAUCGUUUUAGCAAUUUUUGGUAUGUCCUUAAUAAAGGCUUUACCGGAAGAAAUGCGAGAACUCACGGGAAAGCUACACUCCAUAUGCGUGACGAAAACCGGAGUUUCAGAAGAUCUCAUUACAGACGCCAUAAAUGGUGACUUUUCAGCGGAUGAGAAGUUUAAGUGUUACCUAAAGUGUAUCAUGGCUGAAGCGGGUUGUUUCUCCGAAGAUGGUCUGAUGGACGUAGAAAGAAGCAUAGGAGUAUUUUCAGAAAAUAUCAGGGCCAAAGUUGAAGUAGUUAUUCGAAAAUGUGCGAAAGAGAAUACUUCUUAUAACGGCUGUGAAGCUGCUUGGAUUCUUCAUAAAUGUUGUUACGAAGCCGACCCUUCAAUUGGUUUUGUGUUCUAAAACUCUAUUGUUACUAUUAAAUCAAUCCAUUAUUAGAUAGUUAAUACAGGUUACGUAUUGCAGAUGCA
Aethina tumida (small hive beetle) is the source of this 504-nucleotide messenger RNA. RefSeq names its product general odorant-binding protein 83a. The transcript has 6 exons. Bases 29 to 436 code for a protein of 135 amino acids. Gene Ontology annotation, molecular function: odorant binding. NCBI's taxonomy places the organism in Eukaryota, Metazoa, Arthropoda, Insecta, Coleoptera, Nitidulidae. The record is from RefSeq and is a predicted model, not a curated record. Gene Ontology annotation, biological process: sensory perception of smell.